This is a messenger RNA of Vigna unguiculata (cowpea), 1182 nucleotides long. Lineage: Eukaryota; Viridiplantae; Streptophyta; Magnoliopsida; Fabales; Fabaceae. The record is from RefSeq and is a predicted model, not a curated record.
AUGAUUGCAGAUAUGCAGGCUCUUGAAAGCAGUCAUACUUGGGAGCUCGUGCCACUCCCAUCACGAAAAAAGGUUGUUGGUUGUCGAUGGGUGUAUGCAAUUAAAGUUGGCUUUGAUGAUCAUGUUGAUCGCCUCAAAGCCCGAUUAUCGCUUCAUCAAUUGGAUAUCAAAAAUGCCUUCCUUCAUGGUGAUCUUGAGGAUGAAGUUUACAUGGAGCAACCUCCUGGGUUAGUUGCUCAGAGGGAGUCUGGAAAUGAUACUGCUAGAAUAUCUCAACUCAAGGAGCACUUGUGUAGAAAUUUUCAAACGAAGGAUCUCGGAAGCCUCAAAUAUUUCUUGGGCAUUGAAGUAGCUCAGUCAAAAGAUGGAGUUGUAAUCUCUCAAAGGAAAUAUGCUCUUUAUAUAUUACAAGAAAUAGACAUGAUUAACUACAGACCAAUAGAUAGUCCUAUGAACCCAAAUCAAAAGUUAACAACAGAAGAAGGCAAAUUAUUCUCCAAUCUAGAGAGAUAUAGGAGGCUUGUUGGAAAGUUAAUUUAUCUCACUAUUACGAGGCUUGGUCUGUCUUUUGCAGUUGGAGUUGUUAGUCAGUUUAUGCAGACUCCAUGUCUUGGACAUUGGAAUGCCAUCAUUCGUAUUUUAAGGUACCUCAAGAAGGCUCCAGAAGAAGGUUUGCUAUAUGAAGAUAAAGGAAAUUUUCAAAUCUUUGGGUACUAUGAUGCUGAUUGGGCAGGCUCCCCUAUUGAUAGACGCUCUACUACGGGAUAUUGUGUCUUCCUUGGAGGAAAUGUUAUCUAUUGGAAAAGUAAGAAGCAAAAUGUGGUGGCCCAAUCCACCACUGAAGCUGAAUAUCGGGCAAUGGCGUCUCUCAUGUGUGAACUCAUAUGGGUAAAGCAAUUUCUUCAAGAGCUUAACUUAUGUGAAAUUCAGACCAUGAAAAUGUACUGUGAUAACCAGGCUGCUCUCCACAUUGCAUCAAAUCUAGUGUUUCAUGAGAGAACUAAACACAUAGAAAUUGACUGCCACUUUGUUCAAGAAAAAUUGAUGACAAAGGAAAUUUGUACUAAGUUUGUUAGGUCAAAUGACCAACUUGCAUAUUUGUUGAUCAAGUCAUUAAGGGGACCUCAGAUUGAGUUCAUUUGUUCCAAGCUUGGUUCAUACAAUUUAUAUGUUUCAGCUUGA